AUGGCAGAUGCGGAAUGGGAGGCUCAUAAGGCAGAGAUCGAGCGCCUUUACAUCAGAGAGAACAAAAAGCUAGAGGAGGUCUUGCAAUUUAUGGAAACGACAUAUGGCUUUCGCAAAACGAAGUAUCAAUACACGGCGAGGCUUAAGAAAUGGGGUUUUAAGAAAUAUCGCAUGGGCGCUCUCAAGUGGAGACACGUCAACAGAGAAAUACAAAAGAGGGCAGCUGAAGGGCAGAAUCUCGAAGUCUGGUUCGACGGGGUCUAUUACGAUCCAAAAACAGUGCAAUUUGAGAUUCAUCGCCAGGGUUUUCAGAGAGAGACUGACAAAUAUCGUCAAGAGCCAUUGUCCCCAACACCUGAAGGACUUAUUGUCUGCUCUCCUGGUCCGUUGAUAUUUCAAAUUACAUGGCCACAGAAUCUCCCAUGGUUUAUUUUCUCCAAUACUGCGCUGAGCAGUUUACAAAACGUCCCGAGCAACCCAUCUAUUUCACUGGAACAUCUUCCAGGGGUUCGGGAAAUGGACCUACCUUCCCAAAUCAUCGAAGGUGGUCUCAUCGAUUCUCUCGGCUCCCUUAUGAUCGGAAGCCAUGCCAAAGUGCUGCGCACCGGACGCAAUAGCGCCAGGGUAGCAGCAGCUCUGAGCUCAAUAAUGCCUGAACAACACGAAGGUCAAAACCUUUACAUAGCAGAAAGACUUUGCGGUCUCAGAGGUGGCAGUGAUGCCGUGGAGCGCUUACAAGUUGCACUUUUCCUGCUUUCCAACAGUUUUCAAGUCUCUGAGCCUGAUGAUGAUUCUUGGCAAUCAAAUAUACGAGAAUUCUUGGAUGUAUACUCGGAUGACGAGACGGAUGAUGACCCCGAUUCUGAGACGAAUGCCUAUUUCCAUGAUAUAAAGCGAGGAGAGCCUAGGACUAGCAAGGAAGAUCAAACGAUCAUGGCAACAUUCUAUCAAUCGGGCCUGGAUACCGUCAACAACCUCAAAUAUCUACUUUCCCUCCCCGGGGCAACAGCACAUGCUAUAUCGCACAAGCUUUUUGCAAGUGCGGUGAGAUCCGAGGACGUAAGAAUGGUUCGGAUGGCUUUGGAAGCUGGUAUGAGUCCUGAUAUUCCAAUUGUUCAUGAUGGAUUUCCCGUGCCACCUUUGGUACUGGCUUCCAACUUCAGAGACUCCCGAGCGGCUCUGGACAUGUGCAACUUGUUCCUAUCAUAUGGUUCUGGGCUCAAGGAUAUAAGCAUCCUAGAAAGGGCUCUCUGUGAAGCAAUCCGCUCAAGAAAUAAUGAGCUCAUCAAACUAUUUCUGGCUCGAAAUAUUCCUAUACCAGGAGAGGCAUUAAGCGCCGCAAUUAAGACGAGAACCCCAGGCCUUUUCUCUAUGCUCCUUGAUAUUGACCCCAAUAUCAACAAACGAAGCGGUGGCUCAUACGACCUUUCGAUCCUCGGGCUUGCUGUGGACCGAAACGAUGUGUCUCUGACACAAUAUCUGCUUGCCUUAGGCGCGGAUGUUGACGCAAUUCAAGAUGUGAAGUUAGAUGUGAAGUUCUGUGAAGACUACAUUGUCAGAUCAACCACACUUGGACUCGCGAUAAGGAAAGGCAACGACGACAUAAUCAAUCUUCUUUUGGAUACCCAUCCAAAUAUCAACCACCAAGAGGCAUCAGAUGACUACAUCCCCCCACUCGUCUUAUCGGUUGAAUGUGGUGCCAUCAAUAUCACACAGCGUCUGUUAUCGGCGGGUGCAGAAGUCUCUAUUGGUGAUGGAAUCCAAGAAAUGAGCCUCGUGCAACGGGCUCUUGCGAGAAACGAUCUCGAAACUUCCAGACUGCUCAUAUCCUACGGAGCCAGUGUAGAGCCAACUCAGAUGGAGGAUUACUAUACCUCCAUCCUGUAUGAAAAUGUAGCGAUGAACAAUAUCGACACUGCAAUUUCCCUAUUGAGUUGGGGCGCAAGGAAGAAUGAAACUUUUUACGACAAGGUCCCAGACACCAUCCUCGGCGCAGCCAUAGUAGGUGGCCACUGCGAAAUGGUUGGAUCUCUUCUCCAAGCUGGAGCGACAGAAAUUGGAAAAAGCCUGAUUCAAAUCGGAAACUUGGAAACUGCAAUGUACUUGGAACAGCUUGGGCUGCUGCCUCAAAUCCUCCAUUGCUAUGGUCAACCGAUACUCGUGUCUGCCAUUAGGAUGUCGCAGAGAAGCGAUGAUGGUCUUGUCCGAUAUUUGCUCGAUCGUAAUGUCGACAAGCAGCCUAAAAAUGUCGGUCUAAAGCCAUUUUUCAUGAUGUCAAAGUGUUCACUUCAGCCUGUUGGGCCUGAGCGGUACUGGAGGUUUUUGGAUUACGCCACUGUUUGCCUAUCUCCGCUUGCAGCUGCAAUUUUUUACUUACGUUUCCCAGAGAGCUUUUCAUUGGCAAAGCUUCUGAUUGUACGAGGAGCAAGCAUCGGAGAUCUUGAACUGACAGCAGCAGUCGAGGAUUAUCGAUGCGGUUCGCAACAUUUUGGAAUUCUUCAACUGCUUUUGGACAAUUUGUCACAGCAGCCUUGUGCUGUCCCAAAUGCCUUCGAGAAGGCUUUACAAUAUGAUCACAUUGUUUUUCUUGUGCGGCGCUUUUUAGAAAUUGGUCUUGACCCCGGAGGCAAAGUUGUUGCUAGCGGGUUUUUGGACAAUAUUUUCCUGUACCAGCUGCACGGAGUCCUCGACUGCGAAGUUCUCGAUUCUAUCCUUGAGAGAGCAGUCAUUUGGCGAAAUGGUGUGUCACUUAGGACCCUUCUACAUUCACGAACAUGGACUGCGGUUGAAAAAGGACGAGCGCUCACCACAGCUCUGUAUCACCGUCGCAAUUCCGCGGUACAGGAUUUAUUGGAUGCCGGUGCGGAUGUGAAUCAGGCGGUCAAGAUUCACCUUGACUCAAUUCCUCCCCUUUGGCUCGCCGUUCGGAGGCAGGAUAUCUCUCUGACUAGACGCCUGGUUGCUCUUGGUGCUGAUUGUGAUCGGAGCAUCUUGUCGAACGUACCUUUUGAAAGUGUCAAAGGGCAAUCAAUUCUCUGCGCUGCAGUGAGCACCGGAAACAGGCACAUUGUAAAGAUUCUCCUAGACGCAGGGGCAGACGUCAACCGACCAGUCUCGUCUCAAUAUAGAAGAACGGCAUUACAAGCCGCGGUGGAAGAUGGAAGUGUUCAAAUAGUGGACAUGCUAUUGGACGCUGGAGCAGAUCCUAAUCAGUGUGCGGCCGAAUUUAGGGGCGGAACAGCGCUCCAGUUUGCUGCAAUCAAGGGAUACAUCGGUAUCGCUCGCAAAUUACUUGCAAAGGGAGCCGAUGUCAACGCAAAAAAGUCCUUACGAAAUGGCAGAACAGCAUUGGAGGGGGCUGCGGAACAUGGUCGCAUUGAUAUGCUGCAGCUGCUUCUGAACGAAGGUGCAUCAAUUGUGGCAAGUGGCCGUCGCCAAUACAUUCGAGCAGUCAAAUUGGCAGAAAAGAAUGCCGAAUUCGGUGCAGCAAAGCUACUCAGAGACCAAGGGGGUUGGACUGAGUGGGAUGCAAGGCAAUAUGAACGUGAAGAGCUCGACCUCCAUGAGAAUGUCUGGGACUCCACGAUGUCAAUUCCGCACCGCAGGAGAACAGAGCAAGAUUAG
This is a messenger RNA of Aspergillus tubingensis, 3624 nucleotides long. Its product is annotated as ankyrin. The record is from RefSeq and is a predicted model, not a curated record. The coding region runs from base 1 to 3624 and encodes 1207 amino acids. Lineage: Eukaryota; Fungi; Ascomycota; Eurotiomycetes; Eurotiales; Aspergillaceae. The transcript has 4 exons. Gene Ontology annotation, molecular function: protein binding.